AUGGCGACAGCAUAUCCCGCUGUGACCGACGAGAACGGCACCGUCACGUCUUUCAUAGCGCUUCCGACCGCCUUCACACCACCGACGAGCUGUUCGACCAUCUAUCGCCUCAACGGCUUCUCUCUCGCAGCGUAUGACCCAGGUUACGGCAUCGACAUUGACACCAGAGUACGAUGCGCGCCGCCAGCAGUCACAACGUGGUGGGAGCAAGGACGCCUCGGCCUCAACGACGGCGAGGGCCAUACUGCCGUUAGUAUCGGGCCUCUAGUAUGUCCUGAGCGCUGGGUGACGGUUGCGACGUCGGUCAAAAACGAUACGAGCAGUACACUUGCCAUGUGCUGCCCGCAAGACUACACUCUGAUCAGAGGUAUUGCCGGUUCGGUUGAAGGAGACUGCCGUUCAGAUCUCCUGUCCGGAGCAGUGAUCACCUAUGCAUCAACAUCCGCUCCAGAUACUUCAAGCUGGACAAUGGUGACGUCAACCCUCACCCAACCAGGUUUCGUUGGUGCCAUCGCAGUGCUGGGAUGGAAUAUCGAAGAGACAGCAGCCACUCCAAUAGCAAGAGUCACUGUCACUGACGCAACUCCAACACCCACAAACGCAGUCAAUGUCAAUACCCCCGCUCUGCCUCGAGAGACUGCAUCAACCACGACACUUUCGCCCUCAGGAGCGAUAUCGACGCCCGAGCCCGCAGCCCUCCCGUUGACGACCGCCAUUGGAAUCGGCGUAGGUGCUGUGGUAGGGGUCAUCGCGCUGGCCAUCCUCGGGUUCUUCUUUUGGCGUAGGAAGCGCAAGCAGCAGCGAAGGGCAGGAGAAACUGUGCCAGUCGUCGAAGAAUAUCAUGCGAGGCCUCUUGAGACGAAUAAAAUCACGUCUCCCGCGCCGCGAUAUCACGAGCUUUACGCCGGCAUCAAGGUCAGAUAG
Messenger RNA from Colletotrichum abscissum, 924 nucleotides. RefSeq lists its product as uncharacterized. The record is from RefSeq and is a predicted model, not a curated record. Lineage: Eukaryota; Fungi; Ascomycota; Sordariomycetes; Glomerellales; Glomerellaceae. The transcript is spliced from 3 exons. Bases 1 to 924 code for a protein of 307 amino acids.